AUGGCUGGUGAGUUCCUUGCAGACAUAACCAUCCGAAGCGUGACAAAAGCUGGCAUUGUCUAUGUGUCAUCAAGCCCGGAUUUGAAUGUCCUUGGAAUUGAAACAAUCGAUCUAUUCCAUCUAUGGUCGAUUCCUUUCAACUCACUGGUCAAUGCUGUGCAUCAGAAGCCGGAAGACAUUGAGCAAAAGCUGCGUACGAAGUCCCCGGAAGUGUUCCAGAGCACACUUGGCCGGUGUACCAAAGCAAAAGUUAAACUCUACCUGAAGCCCAACGCCCGUCCCGUGUACUGUCCCAAGAGACCAGUUGCAUAUGCUGCUCUUCCCAAGGUGGAUGCCGAACUUCAACGUCUUCAGGACAAGGGAAUUAUCUCACCAGUGAAGUUUUCCGACUGGGCAACUCCAAUAGUAGUGGUCCGUAAGUCAGACAACGUUUCCGUCCGUAUCUGUGGCGACUAUUCUACAGGGUUAAACAAUGCGCUAGAAUCAGAUGCCCAUCCGCUACCACAUCCAGAUGAUAUUUUUGCUGAUCUAGCUGGCUGCCGUUAUUUCUCCCAACUCGAUUUUUCUGAUGCGUACCUGCAAGUCGAGAUUGAAGAGGAAUCACAAAAGUAUCUGACGAUAAACACUCAUCAAGGACUGUUCAAAUACAACCGUCUGCCGCCUGGAAUCAAGUCCGCUCCUGGUGCCUUCCAAAGGAUUAUUGACAGUAUGGUCGCUGGUAUUCCUGGAGUAAAACCGUAUCUAGACGAUAUCAUGAUUUCUGGUAAGACAAAAGAAGAACACAAUCGAAGCCUUCAUGAGGUCCUGGAGCGGAUCAAAACGUACGGUUUUCAUCUGAAGAUCGAAAAAUGUCGAUUUGGUCUAUCACAAAUUAAGUUCCUAGGCCAUAUCAUCGACAAAGACGGCUUACGACCUGAUCCCGCGAAGACAACCGCAAUUUCGCGAAUGCCAGCUCCAACCAACGUAUCACAGCUUCGAUCGUAUCUUGGAGCUAUCAAUUAUUAUGGGCGUUUUGUCAAGCAGAUGAAAGAGCUAAGAGCACCCAUGGAUUAUUUACUGAAACAAACGUGA
Molecule: messenger RNA, 1071 nt
Organism: Wyeomyia smithii (pitcher-plant mosquito)
Lineage: Eukaryota; Metazoa; Arthropoda; Insecta; Diptera; Culicidae
Exons: 1
Coding region: 1-1071 (356 amino acids)
Source: RefSeq, a predicted model, not a curated record